CGGGUCUCAGCCGCUGAACUGCCGCUCCUUCCUCCGACAACUCGACCGAAAUACUCUUUUACCCUAGUGUUUUUCAAUUCAACCCGUCUGCCAUGGCCAAGAAGACCGUCCCCCUGCUGUUCAGGACGCUCCUGGAGGCUUCAGAGGACAGCUUACCGAAGAUAGUUCGAGGCAACUUUCGAAGAGCCAAGCCUGGAAACAGCAGAACUUUGGGCUCCAGUGUUGCCGUGGCCUCAAAGAGGAUGACCGUGCCUCUCAGUCCCGUCCCACCGAACCCCUCAUGCAGUCGUAGUUUCAUCAACCUGGCUGCUGCCGUCAGCAGCCGCAGAAUGGAAUACAGCGAGUGCCGCACGCUCAGGUACACUCCGGAGCAGCUCUACACCAUCGUCGCCAACGUGGAUCAGUACCAGCACUUUGUUCCCUGGUGCAAGAAGUCUCACAUGAUGAGGAGGCAGAACGGGAACGUCCAGGCCGAGCUGGAGAUCGGAUUCCCUCCUGUUGUGGAGCGCUACACCUCCGACAUCACCGUCAUCCCAAACCACCUAGUCAGGGCCGUCUGUACGAAUGGAACGCUCUUCAGUCACCUUGAAACCAUAUGGAGGUUUGCCCCAGGGCCCGACAACGCCCCAGACUCCUGCAAAGUCCAUUUCCACGUGUCCUUUGAGUUCCGCUCUCUGCUGCACUCGCAGCUGGCCAGUGUGUUCUUCGAUGAGGUAGUCAAGCAGAUGGUCUCCGCCUUCGAGCGGCGGGCGGCUUCACUGUUCAAACACCAGCAGGGGGAGACUCUGAGCAGACAUGCCACUUGAGGAAACCCCUUCUGGAUGAUGCUCCACAUGCUGCCUACCUCACUCCGACGUGGAAUGUUUAUUUAUUUAUAGCCUUGAAAUUUCUACUUUGUUUACUCUUUGUAUGUUGUUUUUUAUGAUUAGGUAUUUUCAAAUUCCGAUGCUGGAUGAUGCACAUGCCGCUUUUCUGAAUGGUUAAAAUGGUUAAAGUCUUGACUUGUCCAGCAUAUUCUUUUUCCCUUAAAGGUAUUAAAAGUUGGAUUUUCAUGA
This is a messenger RNA of Synchiropus splendidus (mandarinfish), 1055 nucleotides long. RefSeq names its product coenzyme Q-binding protein COQ10 homolog, mitochondrial. Gene Ontology annotation, biological process: ubiquinone biosynthetic process; cellular respiration. The transcript has 5 exons. Gene Ontology annotation, cellular component: mitochondrion. Gene Ontology annotation, molecular function: ubiquinone binding. The coding region runs from base 93 to 806 and encodes 237 amino acids. NCBI's taxonomy places the organism in Eukaryota, Metazoa, Chordata, Actinopteri, Syngnathiformes, Callionymidae. The record is from RefSeq and is a predicted model, not a curated record.